Molecule: messenger RNA, 1242 nt
Organism: Closterium sp. NIES-65
Lineage: Eukaryota; Viridiplantae; Streptophyta; Zygnematophyceae; Desmidiales; Closteriaceae
Source: the annotation of a GenBank genome assembly
AUGGCUAAUAGCCAAGAUAUGGAAGCUACUAGGGAGGAAGGUCCCCUUGCUGCCACUGAAGCUGCCCACACCCCUGCUGACAUUGAUCUCAAUCUGGAUGAAGCAAUGGAUGAUUUGGAGAUGAAUGUCAGUGAGGAGGAUGCUGCUGACAACCUGCAAAACGAUGCUGAAAAUUCUCAGGAUAAUGCUGAAAAGCAGCAGGAUGCUGAAGCAGCAGCAGGGGAGGGUUCUGAGGCAGAAGAAGAAUAUGAGGACCCUCUUGUUGUAGAGCUUGAGAAGCUGAAAUCUCAAGUCUCUAACCAACACAUCACAAUUGUGAAGCAGCAAUGCCUCAUUGACGGGUUGAGGACCGAGCUAUCGGUGCAGCAAGCGCAGGCUCUCGAUUUGAAAGCUCAAAUGAGCCAUGUUGCUCACGAUGCUCGCGACCACACCCGCAUACUUGCUUCCAAGUCUCGUCAGAUUAAUGAGCUGCAGGAGACUUGCAGGCAGCUGCAAGCUACGUGCGCGCAGCUGCAAUCUCAAAACAGGGAUUUGAGGCAUGCAAACGUCUACCGCCCUCCUCCUAACGUCGGACGUCCUGCAGCGUCGACGAGCACACCCGCCGCCGCUCCUGCUGCAGCUCCUGCUCCUGCUGCAGCUCCUGGCUCUGCAGUAGCGCCUGAUCCUAUGGCGUCACCGCAGUACCCUCCUGGGUUCGCGCCACCUGCCUUUGGCUCCCUCCAUGCUGUCUUGCCUAGGUUCAUUCCUGGCAAGACGGAUGUGGACACGUGGCUCUCCCUUGCGGCUGAUACAAUGGCUCAUCGCAAAGUGCGCCGUGAUGCAUAUGUGGUGGCCGCUACAAUCGCGUUGGAUGAGAAGGCAAGCAAGCUAGUUUAUGCUAGCAAGCGCCAGGCCGAGGCCAAGUCCGAGCCGUUCGGUUGGGAGGAGUUUUGUACUGCGAUGAGGUUGGCGUUCUUGGUGCAAACCCCAGAGCUAGAGGUGCGCAACCGUUUGGAGAACACCUCAUGCGGAGACAGGCCGGUGCAGGAGUACGCCAAUGAGUUUGAAAGCACUCUGCUGAUGCUGAAGGACUCUCUGCCCGAGCGUGAACUCAUUCAUAUGUUUUUCAAAGGGCUGCCCGAACACAUUCGGACCAUGCACAUCGCCAAGGGGCAGCACCAGUGGGACACGUAUAAGCAGUGCAAGGAGGACGUGAUAGUCACGGGCGAACCACGAGUCUCGGUUUUGCCGCUGGAGGAAUAG